AUGAGGCGGUCCAGCAAUAUGAUAAAUGUUCUAGGCACCUCAUGGUCCAAGUACGAACUACCAGAGGAGAGUGAACUAUGCGGAGACGAAGGGGUUCGGGGCGCUUGGAGAUAUCCACCCCAGGGCUCUUUCAAUUAUGCUCCAGAAACUCCACCUGCUGCCUUCUCAAAGGAAAAACUGGAGUUGGAAUUGGAUCCUGAUUGGCGAGUGCAUGGAAUACGUCUGGGUCAGGUGGGUGGUAUCGCCGUGGCUGAAACGAAAGACGGAGACUCUCAACUGUUUGUGUUCCAUCGAGGUGAAAAUGUCUGGGACAGCAAUUCCUUUGAUGAUAAAUUUAUCUACCAGGACUAUCGCCCAAGGUUCGUCGAGUCGCCGAUCGUCCAAGUGGACCCCUACACCGGUGAAGUGGUGGAUGCCUUCGGAGACAAGCUUUUUGUUCUACCACACGGCAUUUCUGUGGCUAGGAACGCUAAGGACGGUUCUCCUGAAGCCCUCUGGGUCACCGAUGUUGCUCUGCACCAAGUGAUGAAAUUCAAUUGGGGCAAAUGGGACAAACCCAGCUUGGUUCUUGGCACCAAGGGCGAGCCGGGUCGUGGACCUGACUCGUUCUGUCAACCGACGGAUGUCGCCGUCGCCAGCACGGGUGAAGUAUUCGUUGCGGAUGGGUACUGCAACCAGAGAAUCGUUAAAUUUUCGGCCGACGGUGAGUACAUUACCUCCUGGGGAGUUGGCGGUCGGGCGGUUAAAGAUCGUGAUCGAGACCAAGGUUUCCAGAUCGUCCACAGCCUCACAAUCAUUUCGCCCGAAGAGGCCGGGCAUGGAGCCCAGAAAGGCAUUGAACAGAUCUGCGCCGCGGAUAGAGAGCGCGGUGAAAUCGACUGCUAUGACCUCGAUGGCACUCGGAUUUCAAAACUCCUUUUCGGUGUGACUGGACCUGAAAAGCUGGGAAUUAGAGAUGAACUGAGAGUUCGGAUGGGUUUGCAAUCUGAGCAGGAAGUGGAGGGUGCGGCCUUUGCUUUCCAUCCGGUACUCCUAUCAAGUGACAAAGAAAUUCCCCCAAGGGGCAUUGUGAAACACGUGGAGGCGACCGAUAACACGCUGCUGUCAGGAGUGGCCUUCCGUAGCGCGCACGACCUUGACUUGAUGGCAGAUGGAUCAGCACUCUUUGUCGCUGAGCUAACUCCACCAUUUGUCUCGAAGCUAAACAUUCGAAAUUCUGGUGCCGGAUACAGUCCUGUCGGGAGUAAUUCCAGUUUACAGUCUCGUGGGACCACCCUACAGCCCCAGCCCUCACCCUCGGGCCGCACAUUCUUACAUAAACUCCUGAUCACUGGUCUGUUAGGCCUCCUCUGCCUCACUGUUAUGAUAAUUUCUGUGCUCCUGGUACGAGCUCGACACCAAGACGUUUGGUCUAUAAGUAAACGCGCCACCUGGAUGCGACGGACACGGCAUUACGGCGGUGGCAAGCACAGCGGCAAAACUCGACGCUAUGGCCGAGACGAGUUCAGGCCACUCAACCAGGAGGAUUCGCACGGUCUCGACUCGGAUGGAGAUGAUGACGUCGACGCCGAUGAUGCCGACACC
Messenger RNA from Dibothriocephalus latus, 1584 nucleotides. The record is from the annotation of a GenBank genome assembly. NCBI's taxonomy places the organism in Eukaryota, Metazoa, Platyhelminthes, Cestoda, Diphyllobothriidea, Diphyllobothriidae.